AUGUUCACCCAAACCUGUAAUGAUGAGCAUAUUCCUAAUGACAACCCCACCGACAACUCGAUCAUGCUGCUAGAAGACAUGCUUAACCACCAAACAAAGAUCCCAAUUGAGUGGCACACCUCCAUACAUGAAGUUGGUCAGAAAUUUGAUAGUGCUACUGAAGUUAGAUUAGCAUUUCUAUACUAUUCAAUUGCUAAACAGUUCGAGUAUGAUUUUUACCACAAUGAACAAAGGCGCAUAAGAGUCUAUUGCCGAUUCAAGCACACACAUGGUUGCCCUUGGAUGUUGUUUGCUUCCCCGCUCAGAAAUUUGUCUAUCAUGUUCAUAAAGAAUUUCGAAUCUACCCACACCUACGGUCAACAUGGAGCAAAUGCUGGCAACUCAAGAACAUCAAGGAAGUUCAUUGCUAGCCAAAUACAAGAUAUUUUAAAGGUUAGGCUAGAUCUUUGUGCAGUUAAUAUCAAGAACGACAUGCUCUCUAAUUUUGGCAUUAAGAUUAACUACAGUAAAGCGUGGUGGGGUAAGAAGUCAGCUCAACAGGACCUGUUCGGUGAUGAUGAUGAGGCUUACGAUUCACUGAGAUGUUUGAAGAUUAGUUGUUAUGGUUAUGAAUUCGUUGCUAAAUUUACUGCUUUGUUAUUAUAUUCAUGCAAGUAUGAAUCCAUGGUGCAUGCAACUAAUCCAGGGAGUCGUGUUGUUAUUGAUACUGAUGAUGGGAGGUUCAUUGCUGGGUGCAGGUCUCUAUUAUUUUUGGAUGGAACAUUUAUUAAAGAUCGCUACAGAGGUAUACUACUUAGUGCCACCGGGUAUGAUGGCAACCAGGGAAUAUUUCCCCUUACUUAUUGCGAUGAUGACAUGAAAGAAUUAGCAGCAAUCGAUCACAGGGCUUACGUCACUGUAAUGGAAUACUACCCGGAGAGAUGGGCAAACACGUAUUUUCCUGGUAUAAGCUAUGAUCAUGUUACUUCAAACGUUGCUGAGUCCUUCAACAGCUAG
This is a messenger RNA of Asparagus officinalis (garden asparagus), 996 nucleotides long. RefSeq lists its product as uncharacterized. Lineage: Eukaryota; Viridiplantae; Streptophyta; Magnoliopsida; Asparagales; Asparagaceae. The transcript has 5 exons. The coding region runs from base 1 to 996 and encodes 331 amino acids. The record is from RefSeq and is a predicted model, not a curated record.